GGGAUCCCGGCCGCACCCUCCGAGCCGGGUGAGUGACCUCUACCUCCGCUCUCCUCGCCGUCCGCUUGGGAACUUGCACCCUCGCUCCCGGGGGGAGCACACACGCACAGAUAAAUAUCGAGGCUUAUUGGUACAAGAAGGAAAUUUUGAACAAGCAGAAAAAAGCCUUUGGGGUGGUGCUGUGCUCAUUCUGGAGACACGGCUGGAACUGGGCGAGUCCCUGCCCGUAUGCCCCUGCCUCCUGUGGGCCCAGAGGACAGAAUACACGUUAGCAAGUGCUGUGAAUGCCAGAAAGGACAUGAGUGCGUGUCCUGGAGAUGCUGAGCCCUGGCGGAUCUCGAAGCUGAUGGACAUUGUGUGGGCCAGCGGCAGGGAUGGUCGGCUAUGACCCCAAAGCAGAUGGCAGGAAUAUCUCCAAUUUCGAGGUGGCAGUGGCUGGGUCUGUGUCUGGGCUUGUCACUCGGGUGUUGAUCAGCCCCUUGGACAUCAUCAAGAUCCGUUUCCAGCUUCAGAUUGAGCGCCUGUCUCGCAGUGACCCCAAUGCAAAAUACCAUGGGAUUCUCCAGGCCGGCAGACAGAUUUUGCAGGAAGAGGGCCCAACAGCAUUCUGGAAGGGACACAUCCCAGCCCAGCUUCUCUCCAUCGGCUAUGGAGCCGUCCAAUUUUUGUCAUUUGAGCUGCUCACGGAGCUGGUCCACAGAGCCAGUGUGCAUGAUGCCCGCGACUUCUCGGUGCACUUUGUGUGUGGCGGCCUGUCUGCCUGCGUGGCCACCCUCGCCGUGCACCCUGUGGACGUCCUGCGCACCCGCUUUGCAGCUCAGGGUGAGCCCAGGGUCUAUAAAACCCUGCGAGACGCCGUGGUGACCAUGUACAGGACCGAAGGCCCCUUGGUCUUCUACAAAGGCUUGAACCCCACCAUGCUCGCCAUCUUCCCCUACGCCGGGUUCCAGUUCUCCUUUUACAGCUCCUUGAAGCACGCGUAUGAGUGGGUCAUGCCAGCCGAAGGAAGGAAAGACGGGAACCUCAAAAACCUGCUUUGUGGCAGUGGAGCUGGAGUCAUCAGCAAGACCCUUACGUAUCCCCUGGACCUCUUCAAGAAACGGCUGCAGGUUGGAGGCUUUGAGCAGGCCCGAGCCACCUUUGGCCAGGUUCGAAGCUACAAGGGCCUCCUGGAUUGUGCCAGGCGGGUGCUGCGAGAGGAGGGUGCACAGGGCUUCUUCAAGGGCCUGUCCCCUAGCCUGCUGAAGGCCGCCCUCUCCACCGGCUUUGUGUUCUUCUGGUAUGAGCUCUUCUGUAACCUCUUCCACCACAUGAAGAAGGCAGACAGCUAGCCUUGAGGGCGGGAGGGUGGCCUGAGGUCUUGUACCUGAGGCAACCUCCUGAAAGAAGUAAGACUUGAUCUCCAGUGUCGUGUUGCACUGAGAGGUGCUGCCUGGUCCAUCCCUUCAAGCCAGCCGUCUUGAGCCUGAAGACCCAUAGGGAGCAGGGCAGCAGCCUUGAUCCCGCCAGCUUGGACGCCACCAGAAGGGCAAGGGCUUUCUCCCCUUCAAGAGCGCAGGGAGAGCACAGGGCCUGGUCUGUGGGGCCCCAGCCGCGCCAGUCGGAGGAGCUUGAAGUUGCUUCUCUGUUUAGCCCACGCUUGCUCUCAGGGCAGCAGCCGCCAUCCCGCACUUCUUCGCCCUGUCUGUCCAGAGAACACUCCUGGCUCUGGGUGGGGUGGCAGCUUGAGUGUGAGGCUGGGACCAGGCCUUUGCAGGGGUCUGGUCCCCACACUUGGGCUCUUAUUCCUACCGACUUAUUGAUAGGCAUUAAAGCUAAAAGCACAUUCGUAUCUUACUCCUCCGUCUUCCCUUCCAAAUCAUAUCCCUCCUCACAAAGUAUGAGGGAAGGAUCCCUGCCUUCCUCCAAUUCUAUUUUUCUCAGUAGUUGCCUCCCUCAGGCAGCUUUGCUUCUAGCUCUGGGUGCAGAGUCCAGGCUGAAUUGGUCACUUUAUAAACACCCUGUGCCCAGACCUUUGUGUCUGUAAAUUUCCCACUCAGGCUGCUCUCCCCUGGGGCAGGACUGCUCAUGGCCGAGAGCCUCUAGGGAAAGCAGAGACCAGCGGCCCCAUGGGAAGUGGGGGAUGUGCUCGUGGGACAUGCUGAUGGGUAAAGGCAGCAGCUCUUGUCCCAGUCUACCAGGAUCACUCUUUCCCCGGGGGCUGGGUUGGCCCUCCUGGGUUGGGAGGAGCUUGGAGCUGGGCCAGUUGGCAUCAGCUGCCCGAUCAGGGUGUUCCUCCUCGGCUCAGCAUGGUGCUGUGUGUACCCCCUGUAACCGAGGAAGGCCCACGCUCUGAAGAAGCCCGGUGAAGGGAUGGUGGAAGGGAGGGGCUGGGCAGACAGCCUAGUGAGGGCACAUUUGGCGAGGGCCUUGUGUUAUGUCUGGGACCCCAAAUCCUGAAGUUUCCCUGCUCUUGGCUGCUGAUUGUGAAGGUCCAGGCUAUGGCUGGAGGGAACUCUGAUACCCACAGAGUUUUGGGCACUCAAGGCCUGGGCUUGAGACUGCUGUGAGGCAGCUGCCUGAAUGUAUUUUUUAUAAAAUUCACUUGAAGUAAACUUUCUUCUUGUCA
Equus quagga is the source of this 2608-nucleotide messenger RNA. RefSeq names its product solute carrier family 25 member 19 (gene SLC25A19). Lineage: Eukaryota; Metazoa; Chordata; Mammalia; Perissodactyla; Equidae. Gene Ontology annotation, biological process: thiamine pyrophosphate transmembrane transport. The record is from RefSeq and is a predicted model, not a curated record. Gene Ontology annotation, molecular function: thiamine transmembrane transporter activity. The transcript has 9 exons. The coding region runs from base 375 to 1331 and encodes 318 amino acids. Gene Ontology annotation, cellular component: mitochondrial inner membrane.